This is a messenger RNA of Girardinichthys multiradiatus, 2884 nucleotides long. RefSeq names its product phosphatidylserine synthase 1a (gene ptdss1a). Gene Ontology annotation, molecular function: L-serine-phosphatidylethanolamine phosphatidyltransferase activity. The transcript is spliced from 13 exons. The record is from RefSeq and is a predicted model, not a curated record. Gene Ontology annotation, biological process: phosphatidylserine biosynthetic process. NCBI's taxonomy places the organism in Eukaryota, Metazoa, Chordata, Actinopteri, Cyprinodontiformes, Goodeidae. The coding region runs from base 178 to 1572 and encodes 464 amino acids.
CUCUCAUAGUUCACCCCUUUCUGCUUGCACUCUGCCAGUUAGUUAUGUAACUUUAUAUCAUUAUUUUAGCUGCCUCAUCGUCUGAUCCGGUGGCUGUGGAUCACUUUCCCAUGUCGCCUCUGCUGCUGUGAGGAGCUGCUGCUCCGCUGCCUGCGUCCUGCCUGCGUCCUGCCUGCUAUGGCGUCCGUGUAUAGCGGAUCCCAUACCUUGAGCAAAGAUGAUGUGAACUACAGGAUGCAUUUCCGAAUGAUUAACGAGCAGCAGGUCGAGGAUAUCACCAUCGAGUUUUUCUACAAACCGCACACUAUAACGCUGCUGACAUGCACGGUGCUCAGUUUGAUGUAUUUCGCGUUUACAAGAGAUGAUGGAAAUCCUGACAGUAAUCUCUGGGUGGGGCUCAUUCUGGUCAUCUCCUUCUUCCUAGUCAUCAGUGUUUUGGCAUUUCCCAAUGGUCCCUUCACCAGGCCACAUCCAGCAAUAUGGCGAAUAGUGUUUGGUCUGAGUGUGCUCUACUUUCUGUUCCUGGUUUUCAUCAUCUUCCUCAACUGGCAGCAGGUGAAGCAGCUCAUGUACUGGUUGGAUCCCAACCUGCGCUACGCCAAGAGAGAGGCGGACAUCAUGGAGUAUGCCGUAAACUGCCACGUCAUCACCUGGGAGAGAAUCCUGAGCCAUCUUGACAUUUUUGCGUUCAGCCAUUUCUGGGGCUGGGGUAUGAAGGCCCUCCUCAUUCGAAGCUAUGGCCUCUGCUGGACCAUAAGCAUUACCUGGGAGCUUACCGAGCUUUUCUUCAUGCAUCUGUUGCCCAACUUUGCGGAGUGCUGGUGGGACCAGGUGAUUCUGGACAUCCUGCUGUGUAAUGGAGGUGGAAUCUGGCUCGGAAUGACCGUCUGCCGCUUCUUGGAGAUGAGAACGUACCACUGGGCCAGUAUUAAGGAUAUCCACACCACCCCUGGGAAGAUCAAGCGAGCCGUGUUGCAGUUCACUCCUGCGAGCUGGACCUACGUGCGCUGGCUUGAUCCAAAGUCCUCCCUGCAGCGCGUGAUGGGUGUCUACCUGUUCAUGAUCAUCUGGCAGCUUACAGAGUUGAACACAUUCUUCCUGAAACACAUUUUCGUCUUUCCUGCGAGCCACGCUCUCAGCUGGUGUCGAAUCCUGUUUGUUGGUAUCAUCACAGCUCCGACCGUAAGGCAGUAUUAUGCCUACCUUACAGACACACAGUGCAAGAGAGUGGGGACACAGUGUUGGGUCUUUGGGGCGAUAGCCUUUCUGGAGGCCUUGGCGUGUAUUAAAUUUGGACAAGACUUGUUCUCAAAAACACAGAUCCUCUAUGUAGUCCUCUGGUUGUUGUGUUUGGCCUUCAUCACAUUCCUGUGUCUGUAUGGGAUGGUGUGGUAUGCAGAAACAUAUGGUCCGAGGGGAAAGAGCUUCUCAGAGUAUGAGGACAGUAAUUACACAGAGUCUCCUGAUCACAUGCCGGGGGAAUUUAAAGACGACAUUGACUCAAACGGUGAGAGCCCAACAAUCAGACGAAGGGGGAAAAACAAACCCUUAAACGGCAUCGACAGCCAGUAGGACGCGGAGGCGGUGCGGCAUCCAAACUCAAUCUGCAGAGCCAAGUGUGACGAGAAGGUAAAGAUGCAAACGCUUCCCGGUGUAACUGAAAAUCCACCACCCACCGCCACCACCCAACCACCACCACCGCCACUUUCUGGGGAAAGAGAGUGCAGACAGCAGAGGAGGAGAAGUGGAUGAACAGGUCGUCGUAGUGUUACGAUGAAAGUGUAGUGGCUCAGACUACAGAGAUGCACAUUGCAGUGUGCGCUGAAGAUGCUCCUAAGCCACUAACCACAGUCUGUGGGUGUAUGAGAGAAUAAAAACCAUUAUAGCUGUGACUGCAUGUACAUUGUAGCUUUUAAAUUACACGUAUCCUCUGACACAUUAUCAUUAAAGGCAGAUGUACAUUUGAAUGAACGCCAGUUCCAAACAUUUCAAUGUUAAAAGCCAUCUUAAAGAUUUGAUCACUUUAUUUGGAGCCUGUUUUUUUAUACUUGUAUCCUUCUCUGAUGAUCUAUUUACUAUUAAUGUGGGCAGGAUUUCAGUGCCAGACAGCUUUAGCUUGUUGGUGUGAACGAUUAAGGUUUAACUUGCUAUGAAGCACACAGUUUAAAGCACUUUGCAGGAGGCUUUCCUUGUAAAUACUGGACAUGUGAUUAUGUUCAAGUAUUAUGUGAACUUUGGUGAUCCAGAGUGACUUUAAUUUCUCUCUCCACCUGUGGCUGCUAUGUUAUUUAAAAAUGUUCUAUGUUUUAAUCUACAGAUAAAGUUGGGCAAUUAUUCGGAUACUUGCAUGUCCCCGUGCAACUGGUUUUCUUUUACUGGUGACCUUCUUGUUUCACUUAUUUGUUUUGCAUGACUGAUCAAGUGUUUUGACUGGAAAAUGUUACAACUGUAAGAAAAGAGUCUUUAUAUGAUCUAAACCUGAAAAUAAGUAUCGUCUUUUACUGUCAUUGUAAUAUUUUAAUUCACGCCUUGUGCCUGUUUGCAUGGAAUAUUUCUUAUUCCUAACACUUCUCAGUCUGUAUUUAGACUAAAUCUAAGCUCGCUCUCAUUAUUUACUCCCACCUCGAGUGCUUCGUUAUAGCUUUGUUGACAUUUUGUUCUAUCAGUAUCAUCUCAGCACUGAGAUCUAUCUUGUAUCCUCGACAAUCCAAAUGCUGGCCUCUAUGAAGCAGUUUCUUGCGCAAUACUAGGCUUUGUAAAUGGUACAAUGUCUCUGGAUUUACAUUUCAUUUUGCCAAAAAUAAUACUGUUGAUGAUGACCUGUGCUGUUUGUUUCACUGUGAAAAAAAGUCAACAUAUUAAAAUGUUUUACAUUUCCUCUUGA